Molecule: messenger RNA, 1125 nt
Organism: Ostrea edulis (European flat oyster)
Lineage: Eukaryota; Metazoa; Mollusca; Bivalvia; Ostreida; Ostreidae
Exons: 4
Coding region: 1-1125 (374 amino acids)
Source: RefSeq, a predicted model, not a curated record
AUGCCUGAAGCUGAUGUUUAUAUAGACCUUACAGAAGAUGUUACAGUAGAGGUGACAUCUUACUGUGAUUCACAGACUCAAACUGACGAUAAUGCUAUGGUUACCAGUGUCGAUACAAAAGAAAUAGAAGUGCAGACAAAAAUUUGUUUGGAUAACUUAUGUGAAUUUACAACUGAAGAUUUCCAGAAACACACCAAUAUCACAAGAAAGUUAUUUAUGAAAUCAGUGCUCAAAGAUGACGAAUCUUGUAAAUUCUACACAGGACUGACAAUAGCAAUGCUCAUUUAUGUGUUCACAUGGCUGCAAAAGAAGGCAGAAAAACUCAACUACUGGAGAGGUCAAGACACAACAGAAUCUAAAACUAACAUUAAAGUUGGACCGAAGAGGAAACUAACAACUAAGGAGGAAUUUAUCAUAACACUUGUUAGACUGAGAAGAGGCUUUGAUGUGGAAGUAAUAAGUGAUUUAUUUGGAGUGCACCCAUCUCAAAUAAGUAGAAUUUUCACAACUUGGAUCAAUUUUUUGUACGCAGAAUUGAAGUUUCUUAUUUCAUGGCCAUCCCGAGAACAAAUUGCUUCCAAUAUUCCAAAGGCAUUCAAACAUUUUCCAACGACAAGAUCAAUUAUAGACUGCACAGAGUUCUUUGUACAAAAGCCAAGUCUGCCCUCUUCUCAGCGUGUAACAUGGUCUCAGUACAAACAUCACAACACUUUUAAAGCACUAAUUUCAAUUUCACCUACUGGAACUUUCACCUUUAUUUCCAAAUUAUUCACAGGAAGUAUUUCAGAUCGUCGCAUUGUUGAAGAGAGUGGCUUUUUGGAGAAAAUAGAGCACGGUGAUGACAUUAUGGCUGACAGGGGUUUUUUAAUACGUGAUAUGUUAGCCAGACGAUCUGCCACUUUAAACAUACCACCGUUUUCUAUGGGAAAGCAGUUGAGUAGUCGUGCCGUAACAAAGACACGCAGAAUUGCAAGUGCUCGCAUUCAUGUGGAGCGUGCAAUAGGCAGGUCAAAAACAUUCAAAAUUUUGCAAGGAGUUAUGCCUCUUAAACUGCAUGUAUUGUUUGAUCAAAUAGUAGGUGUGUGUGGAGUGUUAUGUAAUUUAGAUACACAACUAGUGAAGUAA